Messenger RNA from Bubalus bubalis (water buffalo), 1582 nucleotides. Its product is annotated as serpin A3-7. The transcript has 5 exons. Gene Ontology annotation, biological process: negative regulation of endopeptidase activity. The record is from RefSeq and is a predicted model, not a curated record. Gene Ontology annotation, molecular function: serine-type endopeptidase inhibitor activity. Lineage: Eukaryota; Metazoa; Chordata; Mammalia; Artiodactyla; Bovidae. The coding region runs from base 151 to 1404 and encodes 417 amino acids.
GACAGAGUCCUGUGUUGUCCCCGCCAAUGUUUCACAAGCCUGGGAGGAGGGCUUUGCAGGAUAAAUAGGCAGCAGCACCCGGGAAACUCCAGCAUCCGGGCAGGUGUCGCCUCUGGAUCCACUGCCCACAUCCCACUCUCACAGGCAGACAUGAGGGCAGAGAGAAUGUCCUCCCUCCUAGCUCUGGGGCUCCUGGUGGCUGGGCUCUGCUCCAGGGUCCACUGCCUCCCGGAGAAUGUGACCCCAGAAGAACAGCACAAAGGGACAUCUGUGGAUGGCCACUCAUUAGCCUCCAGCAACACUGACUUCGCCUUCAGCCUCUACAAGCAGUUGGCUUUGAAGAACCCCAAUAAGAAUGUCAUCUUCUCCCCUCUGAGCAUCUCCAUAGCCUUGGCCUUCCUGUCUCUGGGAGCUCAUGACCCCACUGUGAGGGAGAUCCUGGAGGGUCUCAAGUUCAACCUCACAGAGACCCCUGAGACAGAAAUCCACCAGGGCUUCCAGCACCUCCUGCAGACGUUCAAUCAGCCCAGAAACCAGCUGCAGCUGAGCGUGGGCAACGCCAUAUUUCUGCCAGAGGAGCUGAAGCUGUUGGACAAAUUCAGGAAAGAUGCAGAGGCUUUUUACGCCUCUGAGGUUUUAUCCAUCAACUUCAAGGAUUCUGAAGCUGCUGUAAAGCUUAUCAAUGAAUAUGUGAAGAAUAAAACUCAUGGAAAAAUUGAGAAGCUCGUCAAUGAUCAUGACCAGCUCACAAAUUUAAUCUUGUUGAAUUAUAUCUUCUUUAAAGCCCUGUGGAAGACGCCAUUUAAUCCUAACCGUACUUACGAGUCAGAGUUCCAUGUGAGCAAGAACGAGAGGGUGGAGGUACCCAUGAUGACCCUUGGCCUGGAAACCCCUUACUUCCGGGACGAGGAGCUGGGCUGCACGCUGGUGGAGCUCACGUACACCAGCAACGACAGCGCCCUCUUCAUCCUCCCCGACGAGGGCAAAAUGCAGGACCUGGAAGCCAAGCUGACCCCGGAGACGCUGACGAGGUGGCGAAACUCCCUGCAGCCCAGACAUAUACAUCGACUCAACCUGCCAAGGUUUUCCAUCUCCAGCUACUAUCAGCUGAAAGACAUCCUUUCCCAGCUGGGUAUCAAGAAAAUCUUCACCAGAGAUGCGGACUUCUCAGGAAUCACAGAUGACCACAAGCUGGCAGUUUCCCAGGUGGUCCACAAGGCGGUGCUCGACGUGGGCGAGGAGGGCACGGAAGGAGCUGCUGUCACAGCUAUCUUAAUGGCGACUUCAUCACGCGUGCCCACGCUCACUGUCAGUUUCAACAGGCCCUUUCUGAUUUCCAUAUUCUGCAAAGACACUCAGAGCAUCAUCUUUUUGGGCAAAGUCACCAACCCCAAGGAAGCCUAGAGCUGCCCUCCUCCCUAAGGAGCUGGGUGUCCAGGUCCCUGGAAGCAGCCUGGCCCCCUCUGCUCAUCCCUGGAAGGUGAGAGCGACAAUGCUAGGGGCUCCAGGUGCACGGGGCCUGUAUGUCCUGGUGACAAGGAGGCUCUGAGCCACAGAACAGCAAUAAAGCACCUUCCUUGGA